Messenger RNA from Symbiodinium natans, 528 nucleotides. NCBI's taxonomy places the organism in Eukaryota, Dinophyceae, Suessiales, Symbiodiniaceae. The record is from the annotation of a GenBank genome assembly.
AUGUGCCCGGAGGCCACGCAGCUCGUGGCCGCAGCGCGCAUCCUCCGCUUCCUGCUGCGGUGGGUGACACAACGCCGGGCCCUCAACGGCCUCCCGCCCCUCAGUGCGCCCUGGGCCCCGCCCCCAGCAGCAACGGAGAUGAGCGCGGCGGCACAGCGCCACAGCUGGAGGCGCAUUGAGAUUGCUUUGGCGAACGAGGACACCUGCCCCUUCGGCAUCACGCCUUUGCUUCUAGCCUCCACCAUCGGCCACCUCACGGCUGCGCAGUUCCUGUACGUCCGGGGCGCAAGCCCACAUGUGCUCGGCGGGCAGCCUCCGAUGUUGCCUGUGGAAGCAGCGGCGCGCCAUAACCAUCUGCGCAUCGUGGAGCUGCUCCUGGAGAACGGCUCCGUUGCCGGCAGAUCGUUGCACUUCGCAGCCGCCGGUGGCUCUACAGAUGUUGCCACUUUCCUUUUGGCCAAAAACUGUGCCCUGGCUGAGCUGGGCUAUAUCCCCCUUGGGAAUUAUCUUUUCUUUUUGUGUAUAUAA